CCUCCUCCUGCAUCCCAGUGUCGCUCAGUGUCCCCCCCAGUAUGUUCCAGCAUCCCCCCAGUGCCUCCCAGUCCCUCCCAGUUCCCCUCCCCAGCGCCCCUCCAGCAUUCCCAGUGUCUUCCAGAACGUUCCAGCCACCCCCAGUACAUCCCAGUCCAUCCCAGUCCGUCCCAGUCCGUCCCAGUCCGUCCCAGUUGCGGUCUGGGCAGAGGAGGAACUGCCUGGGGCCCUGGGAGGUGCCACCCGGGGGUGUCCCCUGCCAGCCCCCACCCCCGGCCUGUCCCCUCCCUGGGCAUAAAGCGGCUCCAGUGGCAGCACUGGGACAGACUGGGACCAUGGGAGCGCAGCCCAUGAAGGUCUCCCCCGCCAUCGUCCUCCUCCUCCUCAGCCACGCGGAGCAGUGGGGACCCCUGGGGACACUGGGUACCCCUGUGGGACCCCCGGGCAGCGUCCUGUACCCCUUUGGACCGGAGGUGGGGGAUGAGGCCACCCUCCACGAGGACGACGGGACGAGCCCUGAGAUCUUCCUCCAGGAGAACUUCUCCUUCUUUGGGCGCGCCCACCGCUCGCUCUAUGUGAACAACAACGGCGUGGUGUCCUUCGGGACGAUGGUGCCCGAGUUCACCCCCCAGCCCUUCCCGCUGCCGGGCCGCCGCCCCUUCGUGGCGCCGUACUGGGCUGACGUGGACACGCGGCUGGGAGGAGACGUCUUCUACCGGCAGAGCCGCGACCCACGGCUGCUGGCGCGCCUGGCCCGGGACCUGGCGCCGGCCGUGCCACCCGGGGACCCCCCUCCACAGCCCACCUGGGCGUUCGUGGCCACCUGGCACCGUGUGGCCUAUUUUGGGUCCGCCUCGGACAAGGUGAACACCUUCCAGGCCGUGCUGGCCUCAGACGGUGCCACGUGCUUUGUGCUGCUCAACUACGGAGAGCUGCAGUGGACGACGGGCAUCGCUAACCAGGGGGACCCCCACACCGGCCUGGGGGGCACCCCCGCACAGGCCGGGUUCAACAGUGGAGACGAUGUCCACUACUACAACGUGCCAGGCUCACGCACGCCCGCCGUGCAGAGCCUCGGCCGCCGCAGCAACCUGGGGGUCCCGGGCCGCUGGGCUUUCCGUGUCGACCACUUCGAGGCCACCGAGGGGCCCCCUGAGACUGCUGGCACCCCGCCACAGACCCCCGAGGCCCCCCGGAGUCCGCUGCCACCCCACAAGACCCUCUCAGCACCCCCCAACGCGCCCCGGACCACGGAGGAGCGGGUGUAUGUCUGCGGGUCGUGAGCGGGUGACACCUGGGACAUUUGGGGCAGGGGGCUUUCCUGGCAGCCCUCACCCCAACCCCACAGAAGGAUGUGCCCUCGCAGAGGCUGCGUUAUGAUGGGAACAGUAAUAAACCCGCCGAGCAACA
Passer montanus (Eurasian tree sparrow) is the source of this 1410-nucleotide messenger RNA. RefSeq names its product sushi, nidogen and EGF-like domain-containing protein 1. The record is from RefSeq and is a predicted model, not a curated record. The coding region runs from base 42 to 1283 and encodes 413 amino acids. Gene Ontology annotation, biological process: cell-matrix adhesion. The transcript has 6 exons. Lineage: Eukaryota; Metazoa; Chordata; Aves; Passeriformes; Passeridae.